GCGGUCAGUCUUAUUGGCCACCUUAAGUGAACAACUCGGACUUAGUCUCUGCGGCGGCCGGCCCGCGGGCAGUUUUGAUAUCUAAGACUGUACAUUACAACAGCGUGAAAUCCCAUGCGCAGUGACAAUAACGAAAUCUUGUUGGCAGGGGGGGGGGGGGGGGGGGGAGUUGGCACGACAGCGCUGCCCACUUCACGAUUUGUUGGGUGGAGUGUUGUGGGGGUAGUCUGUCGGGUGGUCCUACCCGCCGGAUGUCACGGUGAAGAACGUUCGUCGGUCGGUCGGUGGGUCGGUCAAAAGGCCUACACACCUCCAAUUUGUCGGUCGGUCUGUUGGUGAAAACGCCUAAUACGCGUAAUUUUUCGGUCGGUCGGUUGGUGCGUUUGUUGAGCCCGUAAGGCAGUGCUGCAAGCCGCCAGAUGGCGGAAAAGCACAGGUGCUGCUGUUGGACUGGGGCGUGUUGUACCUACUGCAGUGCGUCGCUGCACUUUGCUUCCUGUUGCCGAGUGUGGGUGCGGGGCGGCGCGAUGCUGGACGCGGAGCUGUACGCGGCGCACUGCGCGCCACAGAGGCUGGCGGCCCUGGAGGCGGUGGACGCCGUCUGGCCGCUGCUGCGUUGGCCGCAGGCGGAGGCAGUCCUGAGGGCGGGUCCGCUCCGCCGCAGGCUCACCGUUCUCGACCUGGGCUGCGGCCCGGGAGACACCACUGCCUGGGUGCUGGCGCCGCGCCUGCCGGAGCGCGUGCUGCUGGUGGGGGCGGACGCGCACCCGGGCUUCGUGCAGCACGCCCGCCUCCGCAACUCCCGCGCCGGCGUUUGCUACGAGCUGUUCGACGUCGACAGCUUCGAGGUGGAGCUGAGCCUGCUCUGGCGGUGCGCGCCCUUCGGCAUCGUCUUCUCCUUCCUGCUGCUGCACCGCGUCUGCAACAUCAGGCGUUCCCUUCAAAACAUUUACAAGCUAAUGGCGCCCAGCGGAGAUGCUCUGUUCACGCUCAUUGCGCACACUCACCUCUACACGGUUUACUACCAGAUGGCGCAGGAAUCUGUCUGGAAAGACUCCAUGCUGGAUGUGGACGUUUACGUGUCUCCAUUCUAUAAGUCUCAAAACGACUUACAAGAGCUGGUGUCGCUGUUGAACGAAGCGGGUUUCCAGGUCCAGCGGUGUUGGGCGGAUCAAAAAAAGUUUGUGUACAACACGGAGGAGCAGCUCAAAGGGUACUUAAGAGCGGUGAAUCCUUUCGUGCACAGAUUGCCAGAUGAGAAGAAGGAAGACUUUCUCGCAGAAAUACUGCGGCGUUGCUAUGUCAUGUAUGCAGUCACAAUGGAAGAGAACUAUUUAACUGGAAUGAAGUCGUACAGUUUCAACUACAGGUGUUUGACUGCACUGCUAAUCAGACUCUAAAAACGACAUGGCUGCUUACUGCUGCAGUUGUGUAUAUACUGACAGUUACGUGCCGUUUGUCUUGGGUUUUAAGUUAUCGACAAUCAAUUUUCUUUUCCAAGUUUUAAGACUUUGACGAAACUGUAACGGUCGCGAGCACUCACUCACAUUCAUUCAUUAAGCACUGUCUUAAAGAAAAAAAACUCCUCAGCGCUGGGAUCACAGUUCAUAGAACUUAUUGUCAGAUGUAAUGUUUACUCAGUACUCUUCCAUUGAAAAGUAAGAAAUAAGAAACCCAAUUUCAACAAAUUGUAACCCUACUAUUGUUUCUGAAACAUCUCUCCUUAAGGUACGAGGUAAAAAUUACAAAAUGUUAAUGUGUGAAACCGUUCUCCAUUAGAUGGUGCUAGUUACGCUUGCCGUUUUAAGAAUAAAUAGCAGGCUCUUUCGUAGUUGAAUUUGUGUUACUGUUUUCACGAUACAUGUUUGUUUCGGUAAAGAAAUACCAUGCAGCAAUGAACACUACUCUUCUUUUGUCUAUUGUGACAUCUAUUGACGCAAAAUCCGAAGCAGUAACGCUACUAUUAGUGUGUAUCUCGGUAUCUUAAAAAUUAGUGCUGCACGUUCAAAUCUAGACACUAGCAACCGAGUUUGUAAGCUCCACAUUUUAAGUUGAGUUUUCAGAGUUUGCUAUUACCCUGUGUAAAGACUAAUGCUCUUCCCAGUGAAUCAACUGACUUGUAUGAAAUGCAUGAAGCAUGUAAUAUUGUAUUUUUUGUUUUUGAUUAGCGAUAUUAAGUCACGUACGAAAAUUGCGACCACCAUCUAACAAUUUUUUAAAACUUUUAAUACUGAUAAUUAGGUCCCAAUAAAAAUUCACUUGGUAUUCAGUAAUUCACAUUGACGCGUUUCGAUCUUAAUUCAUCUGUUAAAAGAUUACAGGGGUAAAAAGCAACAGAUUGAUAGAGAUUUUCUAAAUCAUGAUUAACAACUUUUUUUAAACGCAAGUCAAGCUUAUGAACUUACCUAAGAAUAAAGGUUGAAUUCUUCAUACACAGUACGGUCCCGUGUGAGCGAAAUGCUCCAGUUUACAGUUAAGCAUGAAGUGCAUUGCAGGGUAGAGUGUUAACAGUAAUGCCAUCCAAAUAGCGUGAGCACAUGAGUGAAGUGGCGCUACGAGUGACAAAUGGAGGUACGAUGAAACAAGUGUGCUAAUAAUGAAAACAAGAUAUAAAAGAAUAAAUACUUAAGUUUCCAAACGUUAGAGCACAAAAUGUUAUAAAUAUCACAAGUCGUCUUGAAAAAUUAUAAAAGGCAAACUGAAGAGCAUAAGAGACAGUAAAAACGAAAUACUGUAUAAAUGAGAAAUUGUAAAAUUCAAAAAAAAUUCUAGCUAUUAUGGAUAUUCUACAGAUAUAUGCCAAACGAAAACAAUAAGGGGGUCAACGGGAAUUACAAACAACGUGAGCCAAUAUAAUAGUACACAUUUAAAAAAUAUGUGCCGUAUGACCAUAGAACAGUACACCAAAAUGACAAAUUUUUAAAUUUACUUUGUUACAAUAAAUGUAAGAGAAUGGGAAAAAGACAAAAGGAAGAUUCAAACGAUAAGAAGGAAUGACAACGUGCUACGCAUAAGGAAAUCGCAGGGUGUGGAAUGAAAGAGCAAGUGAGGCAUAAAAUUAUGACAAGGUGCAUAAACUAAAUGAAUAACAAAUGUGUGUGCAGCCAUCGCAUCAUUCUGAACAGCCAAAGGCUAUGCCAUCAACAAUCUGUCGAAAAUAUCAAACUACUGGCAAGCGGAAACACUCCUCAUUAAUCACAUAGAAGGGUUAGCUUAAUAUAAAUUUCCAGCACCUCACGAAUAUAGUGUUCUCGUCCUAUACGUUCAACACGCAAUAUUUUCGUGCCCAUUUUUGUAGGAGGUCGUGUGGCCUUCAUUUUCCUGAUGACAGCAAGAGCACUACUCUUUCUGUGAUUGUUACCUAUAUCUAGUCGCAAACGGUGGGAUUGCUGGUAGUUCGGAGCUCCAACGUUAUGGGCGUAAUGGGUCCUUUUAGGUAUGUGGCUGCAAGGGAGGGGAAGGAAUCCAUUGUGCACUCUGUACACACACCAGGAGGAGCCAUUCCAGAUGUGAAACAGGUGCUUCUGGACGCCAUGAAGAGCACAGGGUGCAGGCAGCUGCAGGUGGUUGCCCACGUUGAAAGUAACGAAGUGUUGCUUUGGAUCGGAAGAGAU
Schistocerca gregaria is the source of this 3614-nucleotide messenger RNA. Its product is annotated as juvenile hormone acid O-methyltransferase-like. The transcript has 6 exons. Lineage: Eukaryota; Metazoa; Arthropoda; Insecta; Orthoptera; Acrididae. Bases 420 to 1400 code for a protein of 326 amino acids. The record is from RefSeq and is a predicted model, not a curated record.